AUGGUUCUUGUUGUUCUGAAAAACAAAAUCUUUGGAAAGCCUAAAAUGGACAAGACUUCUUAUCUUCCUACAACUCACUCAUACGAAACUGUCGGCUGCUCAGACGAAGAGGAAUUCUCUGAAUCUCGAUCAAUCAUCUCCUCUACCACAGCCCAUGAAGACUCUGGCUUCAUCCCACCCCGUGUCAUGUCUGACAUUAUCAUUGGCCUUUCUGAUGGCCUCACAGUCCCAUUUGCCCUCACAGCUGGUCUGAGUAGCCUGGGCAACUCCCGACUAGUCAUCACCGGUGGACUUGCUGAGCUCGUCUCGGGCGCAAUUUCAAUGGGUCUUGGUGGCUAUCUGGCGGCUAAGAGCGAAUCUGAAAUCUAUCACCACGAAGUGGAACGCGAAAAGAUUCUUUACGAAAACUGCAGAAACAUUUCUGAGGCAAACUUGGAAAACAUUCUCAAGGAGUACCACCUCAAAGACAGCACCAUCAAAAUGUUUAUCUCAGACAUGGAAGAUCAACCAGACGAAAUGAUUGACUUUAUUAUCCGCUUUGGUAAGGGUCUUGAAGAGCCUGCUGAGGGCCGCGAGUUCACCUCUGCCAUGACAAUCGGUCUGUCAUACUUCUUUGGAGGCUUUGUUCCUCUCAUUCCUUACUUUUUCAUUCACUCGAUAGACACCAGUUUGAUGGUCUCAGUGGUUGUUAUGCUCGUUACUCUCUUCAUCUUUGGCGUUCUUAAGACAACAUUCACCCUUGGCUGGCAAUGCGGUAAUGUGCGCAUCCUGUCUAAUGGCCUGCAAAUGGUUCUUACAGGAAGUGUCGCUGCCGGCGCGGCUUGGGGUCUUGUCAGAUUAAUUGAGUAA
Magnusiomyces paraingens is the source of this 849-nucleotide messenger RNA. RefSeq lists its product as uncharacterized. The transcript has a single exon. Gene Ontology annotation, cellular component: fungal-type vacuole membrane. The record is from RefSeq and is a predicted model, not a curated record. Lineage: Eukaryota; Fungi; Ascomycota; Dipodascomycetes; Dipodascales; Dipodascaceae. Gene Ontology annotation, molecular function: manganese ion transmembrane transporter activity; iron ion transmembrane transporter activity. The coding region runs from base 1 to 849 and encodes 282 amino acids. Gene Ontology annotation, biological process: intracellular manganese ion homeostasis.